AUGGCGGCCCCGGAGGACGGUCAGGAGCCCCCUCAUGUCCUGUCCACUGUCACUUUCAAGUCACCGGAGACACCUGGAGCCUACCACCACCACGAGGCCCAGCUUCACCUCCACGGCCAUCAACAUGGCUUCCCCGGAUGCAGCCCUGGGGUGCUCUCCCAGCCACCACAGGAGGAGGAUCUCCGGGACGUGGAGGAGGUCCAGGCUGGCAGAGACACCUGCUGGCCAGAUCCCGAGUUGGAGCGCGAGCGGGCCCCGUCGUCUCCCCAGCCACACAAUCCUGAAGACGAGGUGGACCAGGACACGGGGGUGCUCAGGACCCUUCUGAGGAGCCUUCCCCAUAGACCCAAGUGUGGAGACAGCUUUGGGCAGGAGUGUAGCCUGGAGCCACCGGCAGGCCAGCCACCGGGGGCCGGGCCCCGCCCCCAGAAGAGAGGCACCUGGCGUGGGCCGCUUGGGCUGCAGGGAGCCUCGGGGACAGAGGGCGGCCCAGGGCGUGCCGCCGAGCUGGCGGGCAGCCUGGGCCGGGUCUCGGGCCUCGGGGCCCGGCAGGGUGGCCCACGGGGCGGGAAGCCGCACAGGUGUGAGGCCUGCGGCAAGAGUUUCCAGUACAACUCGCUGCUGCUAAAGCACCAGCGCAUCCACACGGGCGAGAAGCCCUACGCCUGCCACGAGUGCGGCAAGCGCUUCCGCGGCUGGUCGGGCUUCAUCCAGCACCACCGCAUUCACACGGGCGAGAAGCCCUACGAGUGCGGCCAGUGCGGCCGCGCCUUCAGCCACAGCUCGCACUUCACGCAGCACCUGCGCAUCCACAACGGCGAGAAGCCGUACGAGUGCGGCGAGUGCGGCCAGGCCUUCAGCCAGAGCUCCAACCUGGUGCGGCACCAGCGGCUGCACACGGGCGAGAAGCCGUACGCCUGCAGCCAGUGCGGCAAAGCCUUCAUCUGGAGCUCGGUGCUCAUCGAGCACCAGCGCAUCCACACGGGCGAGAAGCCCUACGAGUGCGGCCAGUGCGGCAAGGCCUUCCGCGGCCGCUCGCACUUCCUCCGGCACCUGCGGACCCACACGGGCGAGAAGCCCUUCGCCUGCGGCGCCUGCGGCAAAGCCUUCGGCCAGAGCUCCCAGCUCAUCCAGCACCAGAGGGUGCACUACCGGGAGUAGCGGGCGC
Messenger RNA from Lipotes vexillifer (Yangtze River dolphin), 1168 nucleotides. It is a transcript of the gene GLI4, whose product is annotated as GLI family zinc finger 4. The transcript has 3 exons. The record is from RefSeq and is a predicted model, not a curated record. NCBI's taxonomy places the organism in Eukaryota, Metazoa, Chordata, Mammalia, Artiodactyla, Lipotidae. Gene Ontology annotation, molecular function: DNA-binding transcription factor activity, RNA polymerase II-specific; RNA polymerase II cis-regulatory region sequence-specific DNA binding. Gene Ontology annotation, biological process: regulation of transcription by RNA polymerase II. Bases 1 to 1161 code for a protein of 386 amino acids.